Molecule: messenger RNA, 1379 nt
Organism: Hyla sarda
Lineage: Eukaryota; Metazoa; Chordata; Amphibia; Anura; Hylidae
Gene: ASIC5
Product: acid sensing ion channel subunit family member 5
Exons: 9
Coding region: 62-1270 (402 amino acids)
Biological process (GO): sodium ion transmembrane transport
Cellular component (GO): membrane
Molecular function (GO): ligand-gated sodium channel activity
Source: RefSeq, a predicted model, not a curated record
CCUGAUCAGCUUUUAUUAGGAGGUGAGCUCUAGACUGGACCAGGGGCAAUCACUGGAUGUCAUGUAUCUGGAUUUUUCCAAAGCAUUUGAUACAGUUCCACAUAAAAGGUACCAAACCAAUGCUGUUAACAAUUUAAGUGUUGCCUUUUUCAUGUGGAACAUUGUGUCCACCGUUCUUCAUUUUUCAAAUGCUGGGGAAGGUUCUGACUAUGACUUACAGGAAGUGAUGGACUUUUUGCAACUAAAUCAAAAUUUCAGCAUUAAAGACUUCACCAGAAACUAUGGAUUUUAUAUCAAUAAUAGUACAUUAUUAAAGUGUGAUUUUUUUGGCAUGCCAUGCUACCCAGAGGACUUUGAACAUAUUUUCACAGAAUAUGGAAACUGUUACACUUUCAAUCAUAAUUCGUCUACAUCAAAAAAUAGGGUCAGUACUUCUGGAAGAGGAUUACGUGUACUCUUUGAUAUAAAACAGUCAGAAUUUACCGAUGAUCCAUCACUGGGUUAUGUGGAUGCUGGGAUAACAUUUGUGAUACACUCACCAAAGAUUCCUCCCAGAUUUGAUGGCUUGGGUCUACACUGUCCUGCAGGGAUGCACGCGCAUGCUUCUGUAAGACAUUUCAAGACAAUUACUCAGGAAUAUCCAUGGGGUGAAUGUAAUCCUGAUUUAACACUGGCAUAUAAUGAAUUCUACAACACUUACGGAUGCCUUCAAGAAUGCAAGGCUGCUUAUAUAAAAGAUGAAUGUGAAUGUUUGCCUUUUCUGCUGCCAGGUGUUGGGAAAGAAUGUGAUAUUCAACGAUUUUACAACUGUGUUUCCCCAACAAUUUAUCGAAUUGAGAAGGACGAACUAUGUAGUGUAGGAACAUACAAAUCUACCUGUCCAGUUCCUUGUGAAGAGACAGACUAUCCUACCACUCUCUCAUAUUCAACGUUUCCAAGUAACAAAGCUGCCGAUUAUCUCUCCACUAAACUUAACAAAAAUGCUUCGUACAUGAAAAAUAAUUUAGUCUACAUUGAUGUUAAAUAUCAGGAGUUAAAUUAUAAAAUAACCAAGCAACAGAAAGCUUUGACUUCUAGUGAACUGCUUUCUGAAGUGGGUGGACAGCUGGGUCUCUUCUGUGGGGCAAGCAUGAUAACAGUUAUAGAGGUUCUGGAGUUCCUGUGUACUAACUUCUUCUGGCUGUGUGCCUUCCUCAUCUUGAAACUCCCCAAUAUCUCGCUAUGGACUUCCAGCCAGUCAAGAUAUAAAGAGGAGAGACAAGAAUGCUAAUGACCUGUAUAUUAUGUGUCUUAAGAUAACUAAUGUAUUAACUAAGUGUUUUAAAGUGGUUGCCUGCUGGCAAAAAAAAUUAAAAAAAUUAAUAAAAAAUGUAAUAACC